AAAGUCCUAAUUUGUUUCUUCCUCUUCUUUGUCGUCUUUAAAACUCAGUACUCCCCUAUUCCGAAUCCCGAAAAUCAUUUGCAGCAUCUCCAAACUCCACUACACUUCUCCAAUCCGUUACUUUGAUUAGCUUCUGUUCUCUUGCAAAUCCAAAAACGAUCAUGGAUUUCUGGCAAAAGGCUCGAAGUUUCGCUGAAGAAGCAGCAAAGCGAACCACAGAAUUCACAAAAGAAGCCGCUAAUCGUUCUCAGGAGCUUACCAUUGGUUCCUCCAAGCUCUCCGACGUCGUCCUAGAAGCUUCCAAACGAUCUAAGGAAUUUGCUGUCGAGGCAUCCAAGCGAUCCAAAGAAAUCGCCGUCGAGGCUUCCAAACGAUCCAAGGAAAUAGCCGUCGAAGCUACCAAACGCGCCGAUGUUAUCGUUUCCGAAGCUUCUAAACGCGCCGAUCAGAUCAAAGUUGACGCUCUCAAACGCGCUGAACAGAUCAAGUUUCAAAUUCCUUCCGCUGCGCUUUCUCACAUUGUUGACUCGUCGUCGGCUGCUCCUCAAACGGCGUCGUCUGCCCCUACGCUUGCCGAUCUCGAGCAAUUUGGAGUUACUGAUGAUUUGAGAGAGUUCGUUAAGGGGAUUACCAUUAAUACCUUUCAGGAUUUCCCACUUGAAGAUGAUUCGGUGAUCUCUGAUAUUCCUACAGUGUCAAAUGUUCGGCAGGAUCUUACAGAAUUUCAAGAAAAACACGCAAAACUUGUUCUUCAAUCUGUCAAGGAAAUCUCAAAGCUAAGGUAUGAGUUAUGCCCGCGCAUAAUGAGGGAGCGGAAGUUCUGGAGAAUCUACUUUAUUCUAGUUAACAGUCAUGUGGCCCCGUAUGAAAAGAAAUACAUGGAAGAGGCCGAAAUAAAAUCUGUUGAAAAGGCACAAGUGGAGAGUGAAAAGCAGGUUUCAUCAGCUGGAACAACUUCUAAACCAGUGGUUGAGGCAACACCCCAGACAAAUAAAAAGGCAGCCUCAUCAACGUCAGACCAGGAUUUGGAUAUUUUUCUCCUUGGAGAAGACAGCGAUGAUGGGCCAGAUGAUGGGGAUGAUGCCUUCGAUGAUGAUUUUGACAAGAUAUAGAUUGGAAGCUCUCAACAUUGGAAGGUAAGUAAGCGCAUAGCACUGGCUGCCUGCUGCUCGGAAAGCUUCAGGAUGAGGUCCUUCUCAAUGAGGUAUUCGUAUGGGAUAGAAUGAUAAAGCUAGCUACAGAAAUUAGUCAAUAUAUACUCACCAUAUUCCAUUUCCCCUAUCCUUCCACGGUAGACUUUUUGGGUCUUAUUGUUCUUUACUUUGUGUUAUAUUCUUUGCUGGAGACAGAAGAAAAAGGAGGUGGGAAAUAGAGGUCAAAUAUAUGAUGGUGUUUUGAAGCUGUAAAUUUGAAUUCAUUUUUAUUUUCAUCUGUACUGGCAGCUAUUUAUUCAUUGGAUAUCAACUUCAAUAUAAUGAACAACCGUAAAUACGAGCUGCUAUCUUUACUUUCGAA
Molecule: messenger RNA, 1515 nt
Organism: Nicotiana attenuata
Lineage: Eukaryota; Viridiplantae; Streptophyta; Magnoliopsida; Solanales; Solanaceae
Exons: 6
Coding region: 162-1112 (316 amino acids)
Source: RefSeq, a predicted model, not a curated record